UGGAUUGUCUAAACAAAAUCUUAAACAUUUAACAUUUUUAAUUUGUCCCAUAACUCGUAAAGUCUGGUAUCACUUUUAGCAUAAAAAUAAAUAGGUUUAAAAGUUAUCAAUAUAUUCGCUUGCAGUAGCAAAGGUCAAGUAGAUUUAAUCAGUACAUAUAUACUUCGUCUAAUUCCACAAAUAUUAGUGGAAAAAUUGUUUGGAUUAACCGAAAGAUAUAGCUCGUUAUUGAAUCAUAAAUACUGUUUGUACGUAUGCUAAUCGCUCAAAGUUAAUCUAUCAUCCGCCGAGUAAGGAAACGUAAAGUAACGUUGUGCAUUCACACUAUUAAGUGACAUGAUUUCAAGUUUUUAUGAAAAAAUUGUUGGUACGUCUUCUACAGUGGAGUCAAACCAGCAGAAAAUUCUUUGUAUUGGAUUAACUUGUUUGGAUAUUGUACAAACGUGCAAACAAUAUCCCGCAGAAGAUUCUGAUCAAAGAUCUGUAGAAUGUCGAUGGCAAAGAGGAGGUAAUGCAUCUAAUACUUGUACGGUUCUUUCUCAAUUAGGGAGCCCGUGUGAAUUUUUUGGUACUUUAAGUGCUGAAGAACAUUUAAGUUUUUUGCAAAAUGAUAUGCGGAGUUACAAUAUCGACUUUUCUCAUUGUCCUAUGGUAGAAGGUAUAGGGUGUCCAAUAUCUACUGUUAUGCUAAGUUUAAGCUCAGGGUCUCGUACAAUUUUACAUCAUAAUCCAAAUCUGCCAGAGCUAACAUUGAAGAAUUUUGAGCAACUACAUUUAGAAGAUUACAGUUGGAUUCAUUUUGAAGGUAGAAACUUGAAUGAAGUACUAUCUAUGAUGCAGUGUGUGGAAAAUUAUAAUAACAUGUUGAAUUAUAGUGAAGAUAGCAAUAGUAAAGAAAUCGCUUCUAGUCAAGUGCCAAUUACUGUUAGUGUAGAAUUAGAAACUCCAAAACAAGAAUUAUUAGAUUUACUACCUUAUGUCGAUGUAGCAUUUAUCUCUAAAGAUUUUGCCCAAAGUAGAGGACAUGAUAAUAUGAGUGAAACAUUGAAGGAUAUUAGCGGAGAUGCUAAAUCUGGGGCAACUCUUAUAUGUGCUUGGGCUGACAGAGGCGCUAUGGCAAGAACUCCAGAUAAUAUUACAGUACAAUCUCCUGCAUUUCCACCACAGAAGGUUGUGGAUACCUUAGGUGCUGGAGACACCUUUAAUGCUGCUGUGUUACAUUAUUUAAAUAAAGCAAAACUGGAAUUCAUUAGAAAAAAAAAGUUAGAAUCAUGCAAAACGAAUAGUGCCUUACAGAAAGAUGUAAAAAUCAAACGUAAUAUUAAAAUGAAUUAUAAUAUUGAAAGCUUAGAAUGUAGCCAUACAGAAUUUAUUACACAAAAUGUCCUGCAAGCAGCUGUAACUUUUGCUUGCCAAGUAGCUGGUGCUAAAGUUGGUUUGAGAGGAUAUAAUAAGUUAGAUAAAAUUUUUAAGGAUGCAUCAAAAAGUUAAUUUGUAAAGCAUUGUAUUGAGUUACAUUAUAUAUAGAUAUUUUAUAGAACAGACUGCAUAAUUGGUUAUAAUUUGUAGCAUAGUUAUUUUAUUUGCUUACAUAUUUAUUAACAAUUAUUUUUUAGUACAUAUAUACAUACAUUACAUGUUUCUUAUGUAAAUAUUAAAAAACAUCUUACUUACAUUUUA
Molecule: messenger RNA, 1680 nt
Organism: Bombus huntii
Lineage: Eukaryota; Metazoa; Arthropoda; Insecta; Hymenoptera; Apidae
Product: ketohexokinase-like
Exons: 3
Coding region: 337-1491 (384 amino acids)
Biological process (GO): fructose metabolic process
Molecular function (GO): ketohexokinase activity
Source: RefSeq, a predicted model, not a curated record